Molecule: messenger RNA, 5540 nt
Organism: Linum trigynum
Lineage: Eukaryota; Viridiplantae; Streptophyta; Magnoliopsida; Malpighiales; Linaceae
Source: the annotation of a GenBank genome assembly
CCUGGUAAGAAGGCUAUUGGAUGCAAAUGGGUGUAUAAGGUAAAGCUCAGGGUUGAUGGUACUAUAGAGAGAUUCAAGGCCAGAUUAGUAGCUAAGGGAUUUACUCAGAUUUAUGGGAUAGAUUUCUUAGACACAUUUUCACCAGUUGCCAAAAUUAACUCUGUGAAAGUGUUGUUAGCAGUGGCUGCUGCCAAUGAAUAGCUCAUACAUCAGAUGGAUGUAUCAAAUGCUUUCCUCCAUGGAGAGUUAAAUGAAGAAGUCUACAUGAAACCACCACCAGGCAUGGAACUACCUGACAAAAAGAUGGUUCUGAAGUUGAAGAAGUCUCUUUAUGGACUAAAACAGGCUAGCAGGAAAUGGUUUGCCAAGUUAGCCAGUUCAUUGUUGAAAAAUGGUUUUGCUCAAGCUACUUCAGACUAUUCAAUGUUUGUUAAAAGAAUUCAGGGGAAGGAUACUUGUUGUGUUGGUGUAUGUAGAUGAUAUAUUGACUGCAGGAAGCUCUCCAGGAGAUAUAGAACAGUUAAAAAUGUUCUUGGGAAGAGAAUUCAAAGUGAAGGAUCUUGGUAAGUGAAGUAUACAGAGAUGUUAAAGGGAUUCAUGUGAAUCAAAGGAAGUAUUGCAUGGAAUUGUUAGAAGACACUGGAUAUUUGGAGGCAAAAGACUGUCUAGCACCAAUUGAUUACAAGCUAAAGUUAAUUGCUAAGCAGGGGGAGCCUCUUCCUAAUCCAGAGGUUUAAAAAGGUUAGUAGGAAGAUUACAUUACCUCACUGUCACCAGGCCAGACCUAGCCUUUGCUAUUCAGCAGUUAUGUCAAUUUCAGAAAGAUCCAUAUACUGAGCACUUGUAGGCUGCUUAUAGGAUCUUGAGGUAUUUGAAACAUGCUCCAGGACAAGGAUUAAUCUUUAAGGGGUCGUUUGGAUGGAAUAUUGUGAUGGAUCAAUUGUACAAAAUUGUCUCAUUAUGAGUCAAUUGGGCCUAAUUAACCCGUUUGGCAUACAAAAAGAGGAACGAAGCAAUUUGGGGCCGGGACAAUUAGCUUUGGCGCGUUAUGGGGUAAUUGUAAUUACCUGGUGGGGGGGGGGGGAGAAAUUUCAGAUUGUCCCGUUGUGUGCUUUUUUUCCAAAGUUGUCCCUGGCUUUUCAGGCUCUCUUUCUUGCUGUCAUUUUAUUUCCAUCGUAUCUUGUUGUUGCUGAAGGAAGAAGGAGUAAGCUACUGUUCCCGCGACGAUCUUCUUGCGGUUUCUAGAUCAGUUGGAGGAUAAGCUACAGAUUCUACUCAUCAAAGAUUGAGCCUGGUACUUUAAUUAUCUUUACCCUUAUUCACUUUGUCCUUGUUAGAAUUCCAAACCCCACUCGUAAACCCUAAUAAAGAAAUUGAUGAUGAACCUUUAGUUUGUGUACCUGGGAAUAUAAGGGGGUCAACCACAAAGCUUUCCUUCUUUUUUCCUUAAUGAUGUAGACAAAGUCCAACCCUAAUUGGGUUUAUUUAUUGAAUCCAACAAAAAUCAUUGAUUUUCUACUGAUUUGGACACUUAUGAGAAUGCUAAGUGUACCCUUCCAUGCUCCUGCUUAGCCUGCUUACACUUCAUGCUGAACAUAACUGUUUCCGUCUUUUUGCUUCUAUAACCGACAUGGGUUUCUGGAAUUGGUGUGUUGUACUUGUUUUAUCCACUGAUAAUGCAUUUUUUAACUAUUUUAUAGAGGAUGUCUCGACUAUCAAGUUUAGCUCCAGCCCGUGAACGCCAGGUGGUUGCAGCAAUUUGCUCGUUCUCCAACCUUCUUAUGAUUUAUGUUAGUUUAGGUAUCAAACUAGCUGACUUAGUACAAAAACAUUACCUGAAUCCACGACUUAGUAGGCAACAAGUGGACACCUACUUGCAGAGACACUAUGAUAGACAAAGGCACCUUAGGAAUGCAACUAAAAUGACUGAUAUUGAUACUUUCGACCAAGUCAGGAUGAAUCGUAGCUUAUUUAGAAAGUUUUGUGAACUUCUUGUUAGUGAAGGUGGCCUGAAAAGAACUAGGAAUGUAGAUAUAGACGAGAUGGUUUAUAUCUUUCUUCGAAUUAUUUCAUAGAACGAGAAAAAUAGAACGUUACGCCUGAAUUUACGUCGUUGGGGAGAGACAAUAUCUCGAACAAUUCACUGCGUACUGCGGGCUGUUAUUAGGCUCAACAACUUACUUAUGAAGAAGCCGCUUCCCAUUCCCGACAAUUGUACCAAUAGUAGGUGGAAACAUUUCAAGGUCAGCCCUUGAUUUCUUUCUCCAAUAAAUUCCACCUUUUAUUUUGUUUCUGUCAAUCAACCCUUGAGAGUCUUGUUUCAAUGUUGCAUUAGGAAUGUCUUGGAGCUCUAGAUGGAACUCAUAUUGAUGUCCGGCCAUUAAAAUAGGAUCGAACUAGGUAACGCGAUAGGAAGGGUGAUCUUUCCAUUAAUGUCUUGGGUGUUUGCACACCCAACUUGGAAUUUAUCUAUUGUUUAUCUGGAUGGGAGGGGUCUGCCCAUGACGGAAGAGUUUUGCGUGAUGCCCUUACUAGGGAAAAUGGUCUUACUGUGGCAGCAGGUAAUACUAUAGUUAAGUUUAACAGUUAGAUACAAAAUUACAGUCCUAAAUGAACCGCUUAAUAACAUUUAAAAUUGUUCAUGUAUUGAAGGUUGUUAUUAUCUAUGUGAUGCUGGGUACGCAAAUAGCCCGGGAUUUUUAACCCCCUAUCAUGGUCAGCGGUAUCAUCUAAAAGAAUGGGGUGCAAAUCGACCAGAAACAGCCGAGGAAUACUAUAAUAUGAAGCAUGCUUUGGCUAGAAACGUCAUUGAGCGUAUUUUUGGGAUUAUGAAAAUGCGUUGGGCAAUACUUAGAGGGUCAUCUUGGUUCACUCCAAGAGAGAUGACUCGUAUUGUUGUUGCAUGUUGCAUAAUUCAUAAUUUUAUAAAGAGGGAACACGGGGCUGAUUCGUGCGAGCUGUGUUAUGAAGACGAAGAACCAGAACUACAUGAAGCAAUUGAGGUGGAGACUAUUGAGAUUUCUGGCUUGCAACCAUGUGCAGCUUGGACACAAUUUAGGAAUGACAAAGCAGUGGCAAUGUGAGAAAAUAGGUCACAGAUGUGAUUGUAAUCAUGUGUUAUGAAUGUUGUUGUUGCACUUUUAGCAUUUUGGAAAAGCAUUCGAACAUCAGUAAUUGAUGAUGAAUCAUGUAUGGUUGUAUUUUUGCCAAAAUGUUGUCUAUAUUUCGGAAACAGUGAUGAUUGUGAUUCAUCUCAAUAUAUUUUGCUAUUGUUUUUUACCUAGGUCUUUGUGGGUGCUGCUAUUUUGUUCUUUCUUCGCGUGUCUACCCUCUUUAAUUGCAAGAGUGGUUAAGUUUGCACUUUUAUUUUUUGGAAACAGUGAUGAAUCAUGUAUGAUAAAGUUGGUAUCAUACUUGCAGGCAUGGAUCCGAGAAGAAAGAAUGACGUCAAUGCACUACCUAGGUCUUAAACCUUUUGGGAUUCCAGACACGAUGAACCAUUUCUUCGAUGCCUUCUGGAGCUGACUGAGAAGGGCCAUAUUGAUGAUGGGAUAUGCAAGAAUGGUGUGUUUAAGGAGAUCGAGAGGAUGAUGGAAAAGCUGGUACCCGGAUGCGGUUUGAAGGCAAAAGGGAAUGUUAAGACCAGGGUGAAGAAGCUGAAGCACUGGUAUCAUUCGACUGUGAUGAUGCGGCAGCAGAGUGGUUUCGGGUGGAACGAGGAGCACUCUUAUCUAGAUGCACCUGAAGAUGUAUGGGAAAAGUUUCUGAAGUCACAUGCUGAUUGUAAAACAUAUAAACGAGUCCCUUUCCCACAGUUCUUUGAACUAAGAUCUAUUUUCGGGAAAGGACGUGCUACUGGUGAAGCCAGAUUCUCAGGACAUUAUCCAAACGUAUCAGAGUUGGGAGAUGACAGCUCCGAUGAUGAUGACAGCCCGGCUUACCCUCUCGACCCACUGAACAACUCCACAAUGGAUGAAGAAAUUAUGAAUAUGAUCAAUGAUGGUGUGGAAGCUCAUGUGAACAAGAAACGCCCAAAAACUAGUUCAGAACCGGCUCCUUCUCGGAAAAAGAAGCAGAAGAAGAAGAAGAAGAAGAAGAAGAAGAAGAAGAAGAAGAAAGGGAGACACUGAAGAGGGCAUUGGUGAAGUCUGCACUGAAUUGGGUGGACUUAGGCCCCUCAUUAGAGAGUCUGUGGACACCAUUUCAAGGGCUUUGGGGCAGAGCGAGGACUACAACAUUAUGCGUAAGGAAUUGCUGAAGAACUUGGAAAAAAUGGAAGGACUAACUAGAGCUCAAAUGAUCAUUGCUAUGAGGAAGUUUUCUAACAAUUCAGAUGACCUGAAGUGCUUCUAUGAGCUGGAGAAGGAAGAGGACAGGCUGACCCUUGUUCUUAAUCUACUCAAGGAUGAAUGAGGGUGUGUUUCCAAUAUGUAUGUAGUUGUAUAGUAAGUCCACUAGGUUGUAAGCUAUUAGGUAGUUGUCCAGUUUGCAAAGAGGCCUUUCUUUUUGUCUAUCUGUCAUUGUGAAGUACACUCAAUGACAGUCUUUGCAAAUGUAGGACAACCUGUAUUUUGUGAAGUUAUAUGGUUAGCUUACUAGGAUCGUAAACUUCGAUGGAGGUAAAUCCAUAAUCAGGCUGUUUUUUUGUAAAGUUCACAUGAUGUACCAAGCUGUAGGAUGAAGCUGUCUCAUGUAAGUACCAUAUAGUAAUUGCAAGACAGCUUGUGAGAACUUGAUUGUAAAGUGCACAUUGGGAACCUCUGAUCUAUGAUGAAUGUAAUGUUAUAUUUUUUUUUUUUUUGAUAAUGGUGAUUGAAUGUAAUGUUAUAUUGAAGCUUAUACUUUUCCCUCUAACUACUUAGUUUCUGUCAUAUAUAAAUGGUCUUACAAACAUUGUUUCUGCCAUAAAUGGUCAUACAAACAAGCUCUCUGGUCUUUUGAUAGUUGAUUACAACAGCUAGAACAUCGUUUCUUCUUACAAUUUUCAUUUGCUUUCCUGAAACAUUGUUCCUGGACAAUACAGGUUUUGCAAGUACAACAUAACUGCUACUGGAACAGUCAAAAUACAAGUUACAGGUUCACCUAUACAAAAGCCAGCCUAUACAAAAACCAGCUUCUCUCCUACCACAAAAAAAACCCCCAGCUUCUCCAGCGUAGGUGACCAUAUCAAAGAUCAGAAGUUACACAAUUGUCGCUAACCGAACUACCACAACUACACAAGAUUGCCAUAAACAAGUACUGAUUUAGCUAAUCACCACUCUACUGAGUUGUCUCUCCACUGCAAGCAAUCUUUGUUUCACCACUUGAAGCUCCUUUGUGGCGAAAUCAUUACACUGCUCACAAGCAAGAGCUGGAGAUGGUGGAGUGACAGCAACCAACUGAGCAAGCCGCUUAUUCUCUUCUUCUAGUUCACAGACUCUGCUUUGCAAAUUGACAAUAAAAUCCAGAAGCCUUUGUUCCUGUUUUGCAUAGCUCUCAAAUCACACCAAGCAAAGAAGUCACACCCGACCUUACUCUGUAAAGAAAUCAAUCUAAAUAUU